Molecule: messenger RNA, 3575 nt
Organism: Scatophagus argus
Lineage: Eukaryota; Metazoa; Chordata; Actinopteri; Scatophagidae
Gene: lrrcc1
Product: leucine rich repeat and coiled-coil centrosomal protein 1
Exons: 19
Coding region: 365-3418 (1017 amino acids)
Cellular component (GO): cytoplasm; centrosome
Molecular function (GO): protein binding
Source: RefSeq, a predicted model, not a curated record
UGUUGACGUUAGCAACGUCAUGUAAACAGGAAGUUCGUUACCAGAAGCGGCUAGUUCAACUCGACGGAGGAGAAGCUAGAACAUUAUCAAAUGUUUUAACGUACUCACAGUUACUGCUUUGGUUGUUAGAAAAUAUAACCGUAUACUUCUAAGCUUUUUCAACUAUUGUAACUGUGCUUUGUAAACGGUUCGGUGUAAGUUUGCCCCCUGAGCUCGAUCGCCUGUAAACUUUUGCUAAGAUGCUAGGUGGCUAAUUUCUAGCAAGUGUUCUGCACAUUUAACUAAUGUGACAGCAGGAGUAGAUUUGUUCGUUUUAUUAGCAUGCAGACUUACGUUUAAGGCUUAUCACUAGCUGCAUGUCAUUAUGGGAGACAAGGAUCUGAGUCUUAUUGACAAGAAGAUUACAAGUUUACUAGAUGUCCAACUGAGUGCCACUGUAACUUCACUCAUUCUGCAUUGCAAUCACAUCCCGAGGAUCGAGGGCCUGACCUCAGCUUGGCACCUGCAGCACUUAGACCUUUCUUCCAAUUGCAUUUCUAAGAUUGAGGGUCUAAGUUCCCUCACAAACCUAAAGACUUUAAAUUUAUCCUGCAACUUAAUCACCAAGGUUGAAGGACUGAAUGGCCUUGUGAACCUAACAAGAUUAAACUUGUCCUACAAUCAGAUAAACAGCAUCACUGGCUUCUUGUAUCUUCAUGGCCUGCAACACAAGCUGAAACACAUUAGUCUCCAAGGCAACAAGCUGGACAGCAUCGAUCAUCUCCUGCAAUGCUUGCUGGGAUUGCAAGAUUUAAGGGAAGUCACUUUGAGCCAGGAUGGCAGAGACAACCCUUUGUGUAGGUUGCCAGGUUACCGAGAGAUUGUCAUUCAGUCUUUGCCACAGAUCUCUGUUUUGGAUGGCCUGGACCGGCUAGGAAAUCCAUCACAUCUAGAUCUUAUUAGUCCUCGUGAUAUCCCGGGUCUGGAGGACUAUGUGGACCUGCUGCUAUCGUCAGAUGCUAGUCAUAAUGAAGCGGUUAGAGGGGAUGUCCCUCUCACCACACCCCGCAUUGAUGAGGUUAUGACCCAGUUUCGUCAGCGGCUUGCUGCCGAAGCAAUCACGGAUCCAGACCCACAGCCAGAUCCUCAGAGUUUCCAGCCGGUUCGUUCCACUGUGACUGAUCCAGCAGACCCCGUUAAUGAAGAGCGCAUCAGGAAACUGGAGCACCAGGUGUCCCAGCUCAUCCAGCAGGCCCCUGCAGGUAAUAAGUCCAGUAGCUCUACUCAUCCUGUGGUGACGGUACGGAAGGCCAAGAGGGACACAGAUCGCACGUCAGAAAGUGAGUGUGAUAGUGGAAAGGAAAACAGGCGGCGCACCAGGAUCCCAAAACAUGGUAACAGAAUAACGUCGAGGAUGACACCCAAGGACACCAAGGGCCGGAGAUCAGACAGCGAUCAGGAGAAUCAUAAACAGAGGAGUUCAAAGUCUGCUGUGGGGCCCAGGAGGAAGGCUGCCAGCACAGGGGGUAUAGACGCAGCAGAGCCAACCAGGAGGGUACCUUUGAGAGCAGCUAAGGCCUCAGGCGAAAAAACCAAAUCCACUGAGGAGCAAGAAACCUAUAGGGCUAUUGUGGAUGAGCGUGACCAGGAAAGGGAGAGGCGUUGGAAAGCUGAGCAGGCUGUGAGAAAGCUAACAGAGGAUCUGAAAUGCCUGCAGACAAAGGUCAGCGAGGAAAAAGACCUUCAGAGCAUGGCCCUGCACACCACUGACAGGCUAAAAGAAUUGUUGCUGAAGGAGCGAUCGGGCCGCUCUGAACUGCAGACUCGUGUUGAGGAGCUGGAGGGGAGGUGUCAGUCCUUAACUCAGCAGCUGGAGCAGGCCCGCAGCAGUGAAGAACAACAGAAGAGUGCGCUACGCAGACUGGAGGAAAGCAUCUCCCAGGCAGAAGCACUCAGGGCUCGCCAGCAGGCUGAGGAGAUGAAGCGGCGCCAGGAGGUGGAGAACAAGACCGCAGCCCUGAAGAGAGAGUUGGACAUUCAGAGAGCCUCAGUACAUCAGCACAAAGACAAUCUGCAGCAGCUUCAUGAACUGCUGGCAUCCAGGGAACAAGAGCACAGAAAACAGCUGGAGUUGCGGCUGCAACCAGACGGGGCAGAUUUCCGUGAGGCAGUGGCGCGAGAAGUUGCUGCAGUGGAACAACGACACACCCAGCGGGAGGUGGAGCUGCAGGAGAAACUGACAGAGGGCAGGAAGCAGUACGCCGCUCUGGAGGACGAGUUCCGCAUGGCACUAACCAUCGAGGCUGCUCGCUUCUCUGAGGUAAAGGAUGCCUGUGAUCAGAUGAAUGCAGAGCUGUUGGAUCUCAAGGCAACCCUUGCCCAGUCUCAACAGAGGGAGAAAAAAUCCGGCUCUCUGGUGCAGGAGCUCACAGCCAUGGUCAAAGAACAGAAGAACCGUAUCUCUGAACUCAUCAAAGCCAAGAGAGACGCUGUCACAGAUUUAAAGAGCCGUCUGCAUUCCUUGGAAGCAGAGGUGGAGCAGGACCGACGACUCGGCCUGCAGCUGGAGUUGCUCAAGAAAGAGAAGGCAAGACUGUUGUCUCAGCUCACAGCUCAGGAGUCAGUGAUAGACGGCCUCAGGGCAGAGAGGAGGAUCUGGGGCCAAGAGCUCGCUCAACAAGGAGUAUCCUUGGCUCAGGAUCGUGGACGCCUGGAGGCCAGGAUAGAGGUGUUGGGCGCCGAGCUACAGACUCAGAAGAAACAGAAUGAGCGGGACAACGAUGCCCUUAAAAUCAAAGCCAAAAUCGUUGAUGACCAGACAGAGACAAUCCGUAAACUCAAAGAGGCCUUGCAGGAGCGUGAUGACCAGAUUCGCAGGCUGCGGGAGGAGGCGGUUCAAGCCCAGAAGAGGCUCCAGCAGCAGCGGGAUGAGGAAACUGCUCGGCAGGCCGAGCUGAGGGAACGACUGGAGCUUCUGAGCCUUCGCAAGGAUGAGCUGAAACAGCAGCUUGAGGACAAGGAGGCAGAGCUGGAGGAGGUGAAAAGAGUUUACAGUGAUUCCAGUAAGAGGUGGCAGGAGAAGGCAGACCUGCUUACUCGACUGGAGAGCCAGGUGAAGCGCAUGAAAGAGAACUUUGAUGCCAAGGAACAUUUACUGCUGGAAGAAAGAGAUAAAGCAAAAGACGCACGCAAAGCUGCAGUAGAGAAGUUGCAGUGUGUGGAUGAUGCUUUUCGUCGACAGCUAGAGUCUGUCCAGGCUGCACAUCAAGCUGAGCUGCUUCGACUGGCGAAUGAAAAACAGAAACAGAUUGAACAAGCCAAUCAGAAGGUGUUUGAAGUGGAGGAGGAAAUGCGUCAGCUCCUGGAGGAGACAGAAACUAACAAGAGAAUCAUGGAAGAGAAAAUGAAGCGUCUCACAAGUGUACUUAAAGACUUUUAACACAUGAAAUAUGACUUACUGACAGUAGACUCUAGUGACAGGAAGUCAUGGGAGCAGUGAAAUAAAUGCAGUUGUUUCUAUUUUUAUGUUAAAUUAUUGUUGUGUUUUAGUACAUCGCGAUUAUGCAAUAAAUUCGCUGUUAAACACAUUUGUGUGU